Camellia sinensis is the source of this 2511-nucleotide messenger RNA. RefSeq names its product C3HC zinc finger-like protein. NCBI's taxonomy places the organism in Eukaryota, Viridiplantae, Streptophyta, Magnoliopsida, Ericales, Theaceae. The record is from RefSeq and is a predicted model, not a curated record. Gene Ontology annotation, cellular component: nucleus. Gene Ontology annotation, molecular function: zinc ion binding.
CAAAAAACGACCCACAAAACUACUUCCUGUUCCAAACAAGGAACUAGAGGAAACACAUCCACUCCAGGAGGGAAGAGAGAAAGAGAGAGAACAUAUACAUACACAUAUACAGAGUCUCUGAAUUUAGAGAGAGAGAGAGAGAGAGAGAGAGCAAUGGCGGAAGAAUCAGAGAAACGGUUUCAUGCUAUCAUGGACAAGCUCUUCCAUGCUCCUCGCAAACCUAAAUCCAAAUCAACAACGCCUACGCCAUCACAAUCCACGAGUUCGUCUGCAGGUCAGUUGUCAAGAGGUAAAAAGCGCCCGAACAUGGCGUUAUCGGUAUCGGAACCUAAAUCGAGAGGGGAAAUUUCAUCGGUUUCGAGUGGAUCAGUGCAAACUCCGGUGUGCAGACCGUGGGACCGAGGGGAUCUUAUGAGAAGGGUAGCUACAUUCAAGUCUAUGACAUGGUUUGCUAAACCCCAGGUAGUAAGUGCAGUAAAUUGUGCUAGAAGAGGUUGGAUCAAUGUUGAUACGGACACCAUUGCCUGUGAAGCAUGUGGCGCACGUAUCUACUUUUCUACUCCAUCAUCUUGGACACAGCAUCAAGUUGAGAAAGCAGCAUUGGUAUUUAGCUUAAAGCUGGAUAAUGGACACAAGCUACUUUGCCCAUGGAUUGACAAUGCGUGCGAUGAAACACUAGUGCAGUUUCCACCUACGUCAGCUGCAGUUCUGGUUGAUGAGUACAAGAGACGUUCUUCUGCACUCUUGGAUCUUUUAGCUCUUCCUGUAAUUUCAUCUUCAGCCAUUGAUUACAUGAGAAGCCCUCAACUGGAGCACUUUCUCAGAGGAUCUUCAAUUAUUGGAAGCGACAAUGAGCCUGUAGACACUUCUCAAAUGGAGUGCCUAGGAAAUGAAAUCGACAGAGAUUUUUCUGUCUCAUAUUAUCAGGCACAAAAAAUCAUAAGUUUAUGUGGGUGGGAACCUCGUUCACUACCUUAUGUUGUUGAUUGCAAGAACCGGCAGUAUCAGUCUAGUAGAGAUGCCAAUCUCCCAGAUUUUUCUCAUGGGGUCUCUAAUGGAUAUAAUUCUAGUAUUGUUGUUUAUUCUUCUGGUAUGGAGGAGACCAUUGAGGAAAAUGGCGUGCAGGCUGAUCCCAAUUCAGUUGUUUUAGACUGCAGACUUUGUGGAGCAAGUGUUGGAUUGUGGACUUUCUCUACAGUUCCACGGCCUUUAGAGUUGUUAAGACUAAUUGGAUACUCGGAAGUCAAUGGUGAUAAUGAUUCUGCUCAUCAUAAAGAAGAUGCCAUUUGUGGUGACGUUGGGGCUUCUGGAACCCAUGAUUUGAGCAUUGUAAAUCAUGCUGAUAAUAGGGAAGGCACAUUUAAUACUGCCCCUACUAGUGCGACGUCUUCAACUGAAAGACAGUUGACUUUAAAUUUGACAAUUGCAGGGGGUCCUCCACCAACAAAACAGAACUUCAGAGCAACAAUUUCUAUGCCUGUUAUUGGGCGGAAUUUGAGAGCUUGGAUUUCCUCUGAUACAGAUUUUAGGGAUCAUAGAAAUCGCAGGGAAAAGACUCUUACUGGGCAAGGAUUUCAGCCAGAAGAUGUGGAGUUAUUACAUGGCAAGCAAGUUGAUGAUGGAGAAUGCAAUUCUACAAGCAUCGGCCAGUUGCCAUGUUCGAAUAAUGACAUCGUUGAGGAAGGCAAUACACUUAGAAACGAAAUGAGCUGUGAUAUUUCAUCUGAAGGAGCUAAAAAUAGUGGACAAGGAUUCCCUGAAACCAGUACGCCAUAUUCCAUUAUAGAAAAUUCAAUACGGACCACUCCAAAUUUAGUAGAUGGCUCAAGUAAAAAUGACAAAUUGCCAGAAAAUGCAGAAAAUGUUGCCACAGUCAAUCCGGCAGUGGAGGUUGGUAGUAGUUCUCAAGUUGGAGACUCUUCUAUGGAAACCACAGGUGCUCAUUUAACUACCAGAAAUGGGGAAAUUGUUCAAAAUGACGCUUCAAUAACAGUUGAGGCUGAUGCUAGUUAUCUGCAACAGAAGUCGGUAACUGAUACAGUAUGUGGCACACUAGCUGAUAGCCAGGAUGGUAGUGGGUUCAAAGCCAGCGUGCAUCCUGUAAACAACAAUGUUGUGCCCUCUAGCAUAGGGAAGAAUCAAGAUCAACUGCGGUUUGAUGAAGCAAUGAAAUUUGAUCCAAUCAGGCAGCACAGGCAUUUUUGCCCCUGGAUUGCUUCAACUGGCAAUUCGCCACCAGGAUGGAAACAAGUGCUAUUUGCUUUACAACGGCAGAAGGAGUUUUCUUCUCCUUUAUCCACAAAUGCUCCAUCGUCUGCCUUGAUUGAGGUGGACGAUCCCAUUGCUUCAGUCAAAAAGCUAUUCAUGUCUCCAUCUGCCAAAAAAAUGAAGCUGGCUCAUGGUUCAAGUUGAGAAGCACCAAACUGUGAGAAGCCAUGAAAGUGUUGAUCUUUCAACCCGUUUUUGUUUGAGUUUUGUUUUCCUUUUUGCUUUUUGAUGAGCCGUGUUGUA